GCUAGCUCGAGCGCUCUGCCUCCACGGCGGGAGAGAAACGCUGCUGCUGAAAGGACAAGCUGGCAGGAUCAUGACAGAGCCAAGCAGCAGAAAGGAAGGAUUUAAAAAAUGCCGGAGUGCUACUUUCAGCAUUGAUGGCUACAGCUUUACAAUUGUUGCAAAUGAAACAGGUGACAAAAAUGCAAGACCGCUUUCACGAUUUGCCCGGUCUAAAUCACAAAACUGCCUAUGGAACACCAUUAUUGGUGGGCUAACUGGCAAUCUCAAAGAGAGGCCGAAGCCAACCAUCAUCAGUGACCCCAGACCUCCUGAGGAAAUCCUGGCAGAUGAACUACCGCCAGUGGACAGUCCUGAAGCAUUGGUGAAAACAUCUUUCAGAUUGCGAUCCUUGGUAAAGCAGUUAGAGAGAGGGGAGGCUUCGGUUGUAGACCUAAAGAAGAAUUUAGAAUAUGCCGCCACUGUUCUUGAGUCAGUAUACAUUGAUGAAACUAGGCGUUUACUGGACACAGAAGAUGAGCUCAGUGACAUCCAGUCAGACUCUGUGCCCUCUGAGGUCCGGGACUGGUUGGCUUCUACCUUCACGCGGCAAAUGGGGAUGAUGCUCAAAAGGACUGAGGAAAAGCCUCGAUUCAGGAGUAUUGUUCAUGCAGUACAAGCUGGGAUAUUUGUAGAAAGAAUGUACAGACGGACAUCAAAUAUGGUCGGCUUGAGCUACCCACCAGCUGUAAUUGGAGUGCUAAAGAAUGUAGACAAAUGGUCCUUUGAUGUAUUUGCACUAAAUGAUGCCAGUGGGGAUCAUGCACUGAAAUUCAUUUUCUAUGAACUUCUCACACGCUACGAUCUGAUCAACCGUUUCAAGAUCCCCAUUUCUGCCCUGGUCUCCUUUGUGGAAGCUCUGGAGGUUGGGUACAGCAAACACAAAAAUCCUUAUCACAACCUAAUGCAUGCUGCAGAUGUGACACAGACGGUCCAUUACCUCCUAUUUAAGACAGGCGUAGCGCACUGGCUGACAGAGCUGGAGAUCUUUGCUAUGAUCUUUGCCGCUGCCAUCCACGACUAUGAGCACACUGGAACCACCAACAACUUUCACAUCCAGACACGGUCAGAUUCAGCCAUUCUGUAUAAUGACCGGUCUGUGCUUGAAAAUCACCAUGUUAGUGCAGCGUAUCGUCUUUUGCAAGAUGAUGAAGAGAUGAAUAUUUUAUCCAACCUUUCAAAGGAUGACUGGAGGGAAUUCAGGGCCCUGGUGAUUGAGAUGGUGUUGGCCACUGAUAUGUCCUGUCACUUCCAGCAAAUCAAAGCCAUGAAGAAUGCUUUGCAGCAGCCAGAAGGAAUUGACAAGCCGAAAGCCUUAUCACUGUUGUUGCAUACAGCAGAUAUCAGUCAUCCAGCCAAGGCCUGGGACCUCCAUCAUCGCUGGACCAUGUCUCUACUGGAGGAGUUCUUCAGACAGGGUGACAAAGAAGCAGAACUAGGGCUUCCCUUUUCUCCACUGUGUGACCGCAAGUCUACCAUGGUUGCUCAGUCUCAAAUAGGUUUCAUCGAUUUCAUUGUGGAACCCACUUUUACUGUGCUGACUGACAUGACCGAGAAGAUUGUAACACCGCUCAUCGAUGAAGCUUCCCGCUCCGGCCUGUCGGGGUUCAGGCGGUCCAGUCUAAACAGCAUUAGUCCCUCAGAAGUUAAAAGAUCAAGUGUCAAGAGCACUGGGUCAGAAGGAAGUGCCUCACUCAACUGCUCCAUACUCACUGUGGACUUCAAAUGUUUUAAAGCCACCUGGACUGAGGUGGUACAGCAGAAUCGGGAGAAAUGGAAAGCGCAAGCCACCAAAGAAGAAAAAGCUAAGAAAGAAGCAGAGGAAAAUGCUCAUCAAGGAACAGAGGAAAAGAAGACAGAAGAAAAAGAUGAGAAGAACCCAGCAGAAGAUGCAGCAGCAGCAAAGACAGAAAAUAGCAAAGAAGCAAACGCUGAGGAAAACAAAAGUGCAGAUUCCAGUACGAAUCAUGCAAAUGGGACUCGGCAAAUUGGGGUGAACAAACAUGAAGCUUCUCAAGGGAAAAAUGCAUCUAGAACAGAUAAGGGAACAGACUCUCAUCAAGCAAUGGGAGAAGAGAAACAACACGUCCGGAAUGGUGAAUUUAAGGAAGACAAUAAGUCAGACAAAAAAGAUCAGUCUAGUGUGAGGAAUGAAUCAAAGAAAAGAGAUGGUGCAAAGCAAUGUCCAUCUGACUCACCGGGCUCAGGUUCCUCGCCAAACCGUCUUACCUUGCCAGCCAUCAAACCUCAGCUGUGUCACUUCAGGAGGCCCACCUACAGCUCAGGAACCUAUUUCCCAGCCUCUCACAAGAAAUCUGAGGAACAUCCAAUGAGGUAUAAGCUGCUUGACCAAAGGGGAAGGAUGAAAAAGAUUCAGCAUAUUUCCCAGAACUGGAAUAGGAAAUAGUAGAGGAGAUUAAGAGGCAUCUUCUGGAAUGAUGCUUCUCACAGUCGGAUGGAGGACAUUGUGUAAUCAUUGCACAGGCCAUACUGCAUUGUGCAGCAGGUGUAAUUCAAGAUAUAAGCAAUUGUAUGAUUUAACCAGAUAAUAUAAUGGACACUUCUGCUAGAACUGUUUUCAGUAGUCUUAUUACUGGAGCAUAUGUCUACUUAGCGCUGAAAUAUUGGUCUGCUGUUUAAAAAAAAUAAUUUCAUACCACUAUCUCACAGCAAAUUAAGAAAGCCAAUGUUUUCAUAGAUAGUUGAGCUCCUUAUGGUGUUCUCAGCUAAACUUGUCCUCUGUAAGAAAGUUCUUGUUGCCCCGGAUCUUACGCUGUGAGAAGCAGUGGCAAGUAACUCCCUAUUUGCUUUCUGCAGGCCUCUGGUGAUUUAUAUACCACCUCAGCUCUCCCUUUCCAAGCUGGUGAAUCCUGUCCUAUUACUCUUUCCUCCCAAGCAAACCUGCUCUACUUUUGAUCUUCUUUGCUGCUUUUCUCUAUAUCUUUUCUUUCUUUCUUUUUCAAAUCUGUUUUUGAAAGGAGAGGACCAGAACUGUGAAAAGUACUGAAGAUGUGGGCAUACUAGCAAUUUAUAAAGUAAUGUUAUAGCAUUUUAUGUUUUACCUUUCAUGCCUUUCCAAAUAAUUUUUAAAGUUGUAUUGUUCCUUGAGCGCUGAGUGGUAAUUUCUGUAGAAUUAUCUGUAAUGAUUGUUAAUUAAUUUAUAGCCUAUCAACACAUACAGGGUUAGGAUUAUCUCUCCUUAUCCACAUUUUUCUGCACUUACUUACCCACACUGAGCCAGUGAUUUUGAUGAUUGAACUGAAAUAAGCUUCCUUUUUUUCCCUCCUUUCUAUCCUUUAUUUUUGUGCCUGCUUGUUUUUAACUUGUCACCUGUACCUUUUCCAAAUCACAUCUUCUCCAUAAGCAUAUUGAACAGAACAGAAGGUUAUCCUCAUUUACUGUGAAUGGUGAGCAUUUGAUCCUGUUCUUUUUUUCCCGCCUAUUAUUAACCAGUUAUUUAUCCGUGUUAAAAUCAUGUGUUAAGAUCUUCUCUCAAUCCAUGACAGGUUGGUAACUUUGACAGCCUUUGGAGCCAGACAUUGGCAAAAUCUUUUUGGAAAACUGCAAAUGGUUUUAUGCUCCUCCGAGGAACUCCUAAAAGAUUUAUGAGGCAUGAUUUAUCCUGUAAAAAGUAUUCUGACUCUUCUCUGUUAUAUUUAGCCUUCUAUUUACUAGUUCUGUUCCUUUUAUUUUCUACAAGUUCACUCACAGCAGAUUUACCUAUCUGUUAUACACCACAGGUUUGUAACUACAUCCAAUGUCAAAACUGCUACAGUCAGUACAUAUAACAUUGCUGUAUGAAAAUUAUGUUAAAAUCAAGGCUGGUUGUUGUAUGAAACAGCUGGAGAAUGUUACAGAUGCCCCUUGCUCUGUUAGAAAAGACUGCUGCAAGUCUGUGUGCACUUGCCCUAAGGUCCGAUAGCAUUUUUCAGUGUUUUGCAAGAAAUCUCCAUAAAACAGGUGGAUGCAGCAUACAGCUGCCCAAGUGUUCUGACAUGAUGCUGUAUCAGUUAUUUUUGUCCAACUGUCUUACUAGGAGCUCGAUGUUUGUAGCCUUGACGUCCUUGAACCCCAUCAGCGCUUGGGACUCCAGCAACUGGGCUGCCCAGCUACCUACACUAAGUGCAAAGAGGAGGCACUUUAAAGCCUUCUAUUUGUGAAAUGUGAUUUAUCUCUAGGAGUUCCCAGAGAACUACAUUUUGCCUGUAAAAUACUCUGAAAUGUUUACAUGAAUAGGCUGUAUAGACAAGCCAAAUUAUACUAUUCUUCCAAACACAUUUUCUGUCU
Molecule: messenger RNA, 4323 nt
Organism: Struthio camelus australis
Lineage: Eukaryota; Metazoa; Chordata; Aves; Struthioniformes; Struthionidae
Gene: PDE1C
Product: phosphodiesterase 1C
Biological process (GO): signal transduction
Cellular component (GO): neuronal cell body
Molecular function (GO): calmodulin-activated 3',5'-cyclic-GMP phosphodiesterase activity
Source: RefSeq, a predicted model, not a curated record